Molecule: messenger RNA, 1497 nt
Organism: Thyridium curvatum
Lineage: Eukaryota; Fungi; Ascomycota; Sordariomycetes; Thyridiales; Thyridiaceae
Exons: 1
Coding region: 1-1497 (498 amino acids)
Biological process (GO): regulation of transcription by RNA polymerase II
Molecular function (GO): DNA-binding transcription factor activity, RNA polymerase II-specific
Source: RefSeq, a predicted model, not a curated record
AUGCAAGUCCGGCCGGCGAGUCCCGGAACUUCUGUCUCGGGCUCAAAAGGGUCGCUGGCGGCGCUGUCUGAUGGGUAUCUCUUCGUUCCCGACUCUUCGUCCAACGCGUCCUCCCCAGCCUCGGCUGCUUCUGCCUUCUCAAAUUACAGCGAGUAUGAGAAGAGGAUUGCACUACAGUCCCAUUCGCCUGGCACCCUCGACUCGACGGAGCUCGGCCUGCUCAGCCACUUCCUCACGCACACUAGCCAGACGAUACCCUUUGACGAUGUCGACCUCUAUGCUCUGUCCGUGGGAGUUCCAAACCUCGCAUUCAAUAGCAGGCCCGUGAUGUCGUCUCUGCUUGCUCUGGCCGCGGCAUGCAAGUCCCACGACUUAGCCAAGCAAGCUCAGGAUCCUCUGGAUAGGCAGGUGCUAGGAGAGAUUAGAGACCUGUUGACUCUUGCCGACGAUCACCACAGGAUAUCUCUACAGCACAUACAGGCCGCCGUGCCGAACUCGGAAUGGCACGACAAUGUUCUAGCCAACGCCGCCUUGAUGGUCCUCCACACCUACUCAAGCCAUGCGAUCCGCGUCUACCUCGCCACCGCCGCGAAACGAAGCGGCUUGCAGCUUCCGGCCCAUCUCCUGCCGCAACAUUCACAGUGGAUCAUGUACACUCGUGUAGCUCACACUGCCUCUACUGCAGUGCUGGACAGCAUCGUUAAGGCUGCAGCUAAGAGCCUACCAACUAAGCAUACGCCGCCGGAUCCCCAAUCGAUUCCGCGUCGUGCAUCUCACAUAUCUCCAGAAGACGGGCCCUCUCCACGGACGAGAAGUCUGUUCCUUCCCUUGGUUGGAUCUACAUGGAGUAGAGCAGUCGACAUCCUUCGUGGGAAAACGGACAGCCUCACAUCGCAUCUGGACGGCUCAGAGUUCUUCGCGCCUGGUGACUCGGAGCUUCAUAUCUGCCGAGAGACAUUGGCGGUGCUUGAGCAAUGCGCCGCGAGCGCUUUCUCUACGAGGGAUGGCGACGACAAGGAGGAGGUUUCCACCGACGACGCCAUCUCGUCGGACACGAACUGUAGAGUGUCGGGGUGGGUUGGGAGAUACAUGGUCCGCGUGACAUCGAUGACAUCGCAGAGGGCGCUACGAAGGAUCAUCAUGUCGUUCUUGAACCAGACGCCGGUGGGAUACCUGAACCUAGUGCAGUCUGUUCUCGAGAUGUCGCCGGCGGAGACCAGUUCCGGCAGUUGGUCGGCGCACGACUCUCCCGCGACCGAAGCGCCGACACUCAGCACACCACAGCUACUGGCUAUGGAAAUAUUUGCCCAUUGGCUUGUUCUCGUCAUGCUACUGGACGGUGUGUGGUGGAUUGGCGAUAUAGGGCAGUGGGAAUUGGGGCAGGUCGUGUCGUUGAUCAAGUCACAACAUUGGAUUGACCAGUCGGACGCGGCGGGGACGUGGUGGCCCGAGAGCAUGUAUCAGGUCAAGCGCGAACUCACGGCGGGUGAUAAAUAA